Molecule: messenger RNA, 1071 nt
Organism: Dracunculus medinensis (Guinea worm)
Lineage: Eukaryota; Metazoa; Nematoda; Chromadorea; Rhabditida; Dracunculidae
Source: the annotation of a GenBank genome assembly
AUGGAAACUUCAAAUGUAUUUCGUCGUAUAUUGGAAGUCCAUUCAAUUGUUGAGGAUCUCUCUUUGCGGUUGGGUGUGCUUGGUGAAAAAUGGUUGGAAGCGAGUCUCAUCAAACCAAAAUUCUUUGAAUUUAAACCAAUCGAAUUGUUUGCAUUAUCAGAACGUUUAAAAUUAGCUGAACCAUCUUUCAGUGCUUCUUCAAACGGAAAUGGAGAAGCAGAUAUUGCAAAUUACGUUGAAUUUCUUCAUAAAGCACGCGCACUGAAAAUCCGUGGUUCUUCAGGCUAUGUUAAUUCUUCAAAUAUUUUGCAUAAUGAUUUGCCAGUCAGCCUACAUUUGUGCAAAAGUUUGCUUGCGUUAUGGAUCGCGCAUUUCGAUGUGAAGAAGAUCAAAAAUCUCACAAAUGUGAAGAAAACAUGUAGACGGCUUAUUGUUCAUUAUUCUAUGAAAAAAUUGUCGGAUUUGCUGUUGAAUUUUAAUAGUGGUUUAUUCGAUGAGGACUUAGAAAAGUGGAACUGCAUUGAAUAUGUCGAUUUUUCAUUUAACGAACUCAUUGAAAUUGAUAACUCUAUAACAGUGCUUCAAGGAGUAUCUAAACUGAAUUUUUCAUACAACAAUUUGCGAGAUAUCGGCGAAAGUUUACAGUAUAUAACAACUUUGGCUGAACUUUGUUUGACUGGCAAUAUGAUAAGAGAAUUGCAUAAUUGGAAUCUAAAACUUGGCAAUAUUAAAAAGCUUUUUUUAUGCAAAAAUAAAAUCACAUCUGUACAAGGACUUGAAAGAUUGCUAUCGUUGGAAUAUUUGGAUUUGAGUGACAAUAUUAUUGCAGAACCAAGCUGUAUACAACCAAUAGGUAAACUUCCAUGUCUUGAGCAUCUCGUCCUUCGGGGUAAUCCAAUACGACAGCUCAUAGAGUAUAGGACUAAAGUUAUCGAAUCUUUCGAUGAUCGAGCGGCUGAAGUGUAUUUGGAUGGAAAACGUGCAAAUCAACGUGAAUUGGAUACAAUUUCAGUUCGUUUAGCUCUAAAAAAAAUUGAAAAAGAAAAGGAAGAAAUGCAGCGUCAUUCGUGA